Medioppia subpectinata is the source of this 342-nucleotide messenger RNA. NCBI's taxonomy places the organism in Eukaryota, Metazoa, Arthropoda, Arachnida, Sarcoptiformes, Oppiidae. The record is from the annotation of a GenBank genome assembly.
AUGUAUGUCGUGUCCGUCAGUCGGCUUAUCCGAUACUUUUCGGCUGCGAAGUCGGAGGCAAAUGCCAUGUCGUAUACGACUGCGUGUGGAUUUGCGACCACUAUUAUCAUUGCAUCACUAUUUAUGGUCUUAUUCUUUCAUCCGUAUUGUCUUAUAUGCUAUAAAACAGCGGUCAAAAUGAGGGUCAGUUGGUCUGCACUCCUAUAUAACAAGUCUCUGCGACUGAAGACCACAGCCUUUGAGAAGACAACUAUCGGACAGAUUGUGAAUCUCAUCACAAAUGAUGUCAACCAAUUUGAUCCCUUGGCAAUACAUCGGUUCCGUAACUUUGGUUGGAUUAGU